Nannizzia gypsea CBS 118893 is the source of this 774-nucleotide messenger RNA. RefSeq lists its product as hypothetical. Lineage: Eukaryota; Fungi; Ascomycota; Eurotiomycetes; Onygenales; Arthrodermataceae. The record is from RefSeq and is a predicted model, not a curated record. The coding region runs from base 1 to 774 and encodes 257 amino acids. The transcript is spliced from 2 exons.
AUGGGAAAGCCUCAUUUCCUAAACGCCGGGAUAAUAUUUAUCAUUAUUUUUGAGCUAGCGACUGUUGCACGGGCGUUCGGUAACAGCAAAAAUCGGUUUGUCAAUCCACCAGCGGCGGACUCAGCGGAUAACCCUGUAUGGUACCUGGGUGAGCAGAAGAUAGUUUCGUGGAUAACAGAGUUGGUGGACUAUGAAAUUGUCAUCUGGCAGGAAUAUCCUACGGGGGGCAGCGCAAUCCCUAGUGGAGUAGUGUUUUCAACGCAUAUGGCAUCCGCUCAAAAUUUUACUUGGACUGUACAGACCUACGGGCAUGAUCUAGAGUUCUCCAACGUUUUCUUUUUCUGGGCUGGACGUGAUAACGAGAAUCAAUUUACGUCGAAUUACUUCAACAUUUCAAAUGAAAAACCUCCAACCCAGACAACAACACCUACCAUUCCUAUAACAAUCACCAUCCCUGCACCAACCACCAGCCUUACUCCGACAUCCACAUCACCUCAGCCUGACAAUAAUGGCCCAGAACAGGAGAAACCAGGCUUAGCUACUUCGACGAAAAUUGGACUCGGAGUUGGACUCUCUGUGGGCGUCAUAUUCUUGGCUAUCGCAGGUUUCUUCGCUCAUAGGUUCCUUCGGGGGCAAAAGCAGAAGCAAGCGAAUGUUGUAGAGGAACCACGGAUAAGAGAAGUAAAUACGAUGUCGGAGCUUCCAAAUAAGCAUCAUUCAAGCCGAUUCACUGAGCCGGCUGAACUAGACGGCGGAGAGUUUCAUCGGAAUUAA